Teleopsis dalmanni is the source of this 1525-nucleotide messenger RNA. RefSeq names its product protein commissureless 1 (gene comm). Gene Ontology annotation, biological process: axon guidance. The transcript is spliced from 2 exons. The record is from RefSeq and is a predicted model, not a curated record. NCBI's taxonomy places the organism in Eukaryota, Metazoa, Arthropoda, Insecta, Diptera, Diopsidae. Bases 313 to 1443 code for a protein of 376 amino acids.
UGUGCGAACGUUGUUUGGAAUUCUAAAAUUCAGUUCGAUUCUUACGUUCAACGUGUGCAGUUGUCGUCUUCGGAAUGCGAGUUCAAAAAUAUUAAAAUCAAACAAAAUCAAUUCAGAAAUUCCGUCAAAAUUUUGAAGACGUGAAAUUAUGUGAAGACAUGUGUUGUGUUUAAAUAAAAUAAAUUGGCAAAAAUUUAAUACAAAAUUAUAGUGUCCAAUAAUUAAUCGAAAUUGAAAAAAAAUAUUUGUGAAAAACUAAAUUUAACUUAAAAUUUAAAAACAACAAAAUUAAUAUAAUUUAAAUAUAACAAAAUGUCGCACAACGUUGUUAAUUAUUUAUUUGACAUCAACACUAACACCGUCACCACCACGGCCACUACACCAGAUACACCACUAGCUGAGUUUAUUGCUUCUUCAUCUUCCAUACUCAGUUCGGAGCAACAUCACAAUCAAAUUACCUUUGAAAUCCCUUCACAUCGUGACUUGGAGCACAUCAACACGUUGCACAAGUUCAAUUCAUUGUUGCAACAUAUCGGCAAUGUAGCCUACGAUACUGUCACUGGUGGCCCAGGUAUCUCAUCCACUGGUGAACCACACAAUCCACUUGUUCUGGAUGCUGCUGGUCAUGCCAUCACCAAUGAACAAAUUUCCAAGAGCGCUGUUCUAAAUUUGGCCGAUUUCAAUGAUGCUUCCAGCAACUUUUGGGAACGUUGGCUUGAAUCCACUGACAUGCACUCGGUUAUCAGUUAUUUGUGGUUUGGUGUGGUGACUGCAUUACUUAUCCUAUCAGUGAUUUUCAUCAUGUUCACAUAUUAUUUUUAUCGCAAAUUUCGGCUUUGGAAAAAAUGCAAUAAGGACAUACGAGCACAUUUGAACAAUGACAUGUACCCAGGUGGUACAAUUGUUACACAUACUAGUCAAAUAGAUGGCAAUGAAGCUGCUUACUAUCAAAUGGAAUCACCACCCUGUUAUACAAUUGCAACUGGAUUGCCAACCUACGAUGAGGCACUACAUCAUCAACACUUCUCAUUUGGCAUGAAAUUUGUGUACCCAUCAUUAGCUGCGGUGCAUCAUCAUCCAGCCAUAACUGGUAAUGGUUGCACAAACAUAACAAAUUGGGAAAAAGAAGAUUUAACAUCGAGGCGCAAGGAGAAGGUAUCAAAGCAAAAAUUUCAUAAAUUGAUAAGCGUCGAUAUGGCACCACCAGCAUACGAUGUUGGCGCCAGUGUUGCUCUAUUGUCAACAAAUGAAAAGUCCGAAGCGAUAAGGAUUUCAAUUAUGAGUCCCGCAGAGGAUGAGCGACUAAAUGUUUCAAAAGCGGUCAGUUCAACGCCCACAUCACCAGUAACUUCAUCAACAGCAAUAAAUGUAAAAGCAACAAUUGACAACAAUAAUGUUGACGAUGUCAAUGAUGAUGAAUUUGUUGGAGUUGUUGUGGCGUGAUUGACAUCAACUCAUUAAGCGUCAAACAUUACUUCAUAAUGUUAUCCUUGUAAAUAUGUAAAUAUAAAACACAAUGUUAAAA